This is a messenger RNA of Quercus robur (English oak), 1219 nucleotides long. RefSeq names its product MADS-box protein SVP-like. The record is from RefSeq and is a predicted model, not a curated record. The transcript is spliced from 9 exons. Bases 284 to 970 code for a protein of 228 amino acids. Gene Ontology annotation, biological process: positive regulation of transcription by RNA polymerase II. Gene Ontology annotation, molecular function: DNA-binding transcription factor activity, RNA polymerase II-specific; protein dimerization activity; RNA polymerase II cis-regulatory region sequence-specific DNA binding. Lineage: Eukaryota; Viridiplantae; Streptophyta; Magnoliopsida; Fagales; Fagaceae. Gene Ontology annotation, cellular component: nucleus.
CUUUCCUUUCUUGAACACAAACCCAGUGUAUAUAUAUAUUUUAUCUUUUAUCUCUAUCACUUAAUUGGUGUGACUUUUAGUCUUAGCUCAUACCUAACAGGCUAACAACUCGGUUCAGGUACCUGACCAGCCACCUGCAUUUCCACAACAAGGUAAAGAAGAAACAACCCACAAGUACCAGCUCUUUCAUUUUUUAUUUUUGGGUACUGACUUUGCAUUUUCACGAGCUAUGAUUGGUAGACUUUUCUGGGUUUUCCAUAACUAGAUCUGUGCUAUAGCUAGGAUGGCGAGGGAGAAGAUCAAGAUCAAGAAGAUUGACAACGUGACGGCAAGGCAGGUUACUUUUUCCAAGAGAAGAAGAGGACUUAUUAAGAAAGCUGAAGAGCUUUCUGUUCUCUGUGAUGCCGAGGUUGCUCUCGUCAUUUUCUCUGCAACAGGAAAGCUCUUUGAGUUUUCCAGCUCAAGUAUGAAGGAAAUACUUGAAAGGUAUCAUCUGCACUCUAAUAGCCUUGAAAAAAUGGACCAGCCUUCUCUUGAACUGCAGCUGGAGAAUGGUAACCACGUUAGAUUGAGUAAGGAAGUGGCAGAUAAGACCAACCAACUAAGGCAGAUGAGAGGAGAGGAUCUCCAAGGAUUAAAUUUAGAUGACUUAGUGAAAUUAGAAAAAGUUCUUGAAGCCGGACUUAGCCGUGUGCUUGAGUCUAAGGAAGAGAAGAUUAUGAAUGAGAUUAGUGCACUUGAAAAAAAGGGAUCUCAGUUGUUGGAAGAGAACAAGCAACUAAAACAGAAGAUGAUGAUGUUGUCCAAGGGAAAAAGAUCCAGUCUUGUGGACUCGGACAUUAUGAUCCAAGAAGAAGGCAUGUCAUCGGAUCAGUCUGUCACCAAUGUCUAUAGCUGCAACAGCGGUCCUCCUCCAGAGGACGAUAGUUCUGAUACAUCUCUUAGAUUAGGGCUUCCCUUCUCUAAUUGAAGCUGGAGAAAAAUGGAGCAGACUGAUGAUGAAUAAGGCUGAGAACUGGUCAUAUUAAAAUGUUUUUAUGUAACUAAGUUUAGUUAAAAUGGAAGAAGUGACUAUGGAACUUGUCUCUCCCUUGUGGCUGAUGUGGUUGUUUUUUGUAUUUUAUGCAUAUGAAUUAACUACUUCAUUCAGCAGUUUGCAGUCAGAACUCCUGGUUGCUAGUGUUAAAUUAAUUAAUGACUUUAGGGGAUAUUGAAGGAA